Molecule: messenger RNA, 4036 nt
Organism: Camarhynchus parvulus
Lineage: Eukaryota; Metazoa; Chordata; Aves; Passeriformes; Thraupidae
Product: cytochrome P450 27C1
Exons: 9
Coding region: 173-1831 (552 amino acids)
Biological process (GO): cellular response to peptide hormone stimulus; cholesterol metabolic process; glucocorticoid biosynthetic process
Cellular component (GO): mitochondrial inner membrane
Molecular function (GO): oxidoreductase activity, acting on paired donors, with incorporation or reduction of molecular oxygen; iron ion binding; monooxygenase activity
Source: RefSeq, a predicted model, not a curated record
UUUUCCAGCCCUAGGGGAGGGAGCGUUAAAUAAUGGUCUGUGUAAACUGAUGCUCAUGCAGUAAGAGUUUGGAGAAGUGCUGCUUGUACAAGUUAAAGCAGGCACUGAAGAAAGAGCAACCAAAUAAAAAGCAGCUGCAGGAGCAAAGUGGACCCUUCUGAAAUUAAAAGACAUGUCUUUCUUCACCAGAGUUUUGACGAUGAAAUGCAAGCCGACACUUGAAUGUGAGAGGACUUACUUUUACCAGGCGCUUUUUGCCAGCAGCAGGUUUCCCGGGCAGCCGCGGCCGUGCAGCAGCAGCCAGCCGCUGGAGGUGCGGAGCGGCCGGCGGGCAGCGGCGGCGAACAAAGGCGAGGGGCGCGGAGCGGAGCUGCUGCAGCCCCCCCCGCGCCGCCUGGGCAGGGUGAAGAGCCUGCACGAAAUGCCGGGACCCAACACCCUCUACAACCUCUACGAGUUCUUCUGGAAGGACGGCUUCGGCCGCAUUCAUGAAAUCCAGCAAAAACACACUCAGGAAUAUGGAAAGAUCUUCAAGUCUCACUUUGGUCCCCAGUUUGUUGUGUCCAUUGCAGAUCGAGACAUGGUUGCUCAAGUGCUCCGAGCAGAAGGCAGAGCACCACAAAGAGCCAACAUGGAAUCCUGGCAGGAGUACAGAGAUUUACGGGGGAGAGCCACGGGGCUCAUUUCUGCGGAGGGGGAGCAGUGGCUAAAAAUGAGAAGUGUACUGAGGCAAAAAAUUCUGAAACCCAAAGAUGUGGCUGUUUACUCUGAAGGAGUCAAUGAAGUUAUCACAGACUUAAUUAAAAGAAUCCACACCCUCAGAAGUCAAGAGGAGGAUGGGGAAACGGUGACCAAUGUUAACAACCUUUUCUUCAAGUAUUCAAUGGAAGGUGUGGCCACUAUUCUAUACGAAUGCCGGCUGGGCUGCCUGGAAAACAACAUCCCACAGCAGACUGUUGAAUAUAUUGAGGCUCUGGAAUUGAUGUUUAGCAUGUUUAAGACCACUAUGUAUGCAGGUGCUAUUCCCAAAUGGCUUCGUCCACUUAUUCCAAAACCCUGGAGAGAGUUCUGCAGAUCCUGGGAUGGACUCUUCAAAUUUAGUCAAAUCCAUGUUGACAACAAAUUGAAGGCUAUUCAGUCUCAGCUGGACCAAGGAGAAGUAGUGAAUGGUGGGCUACUUACACACCUCCUAGUGAGUAAGGAACUUACUUUGGAAGAGAUCUAUGCCAACAUGACUGAGAUGCUUCUGGCAGGAGUGGACACAACUUCUUUCACUUUGUCCUGGGCCAUAUACUUGUUGGCAAAGCACCCAGAGGUGCAGCAACGUGUUUAUGAGGAAAUAGUCAAUAAACUGAGAAAAGAUCAAGUUCCAGUUGCUCACGAUGUCCCAAAAUUGCCUUUGAUUAGGGCUGUCCUGAAAGAAACCUUGAGGUUAUAUCCAGUAUUGCCAGGAAAUGGAAGAGUGACCCAAAAAGACUUGAUCAUUGGAGGAUACUUGAUACCUAAAGGGACCCAGCUGGCACUUUGUCAUUAUGCUACUUCGUACAGUGAAGAAAAUUUCUCAGUGGCAAAUGAGUUCCGACCUGAGCGCUGGCUGAGGAAAGAUAACUUGGACAGAGUAGACAACUUUGGCUCCAUCCCCUUUGGUUAUGGCAUUAGAAGUUGUAUAGGAAAAAGAAUUGCAGAGCUGGAAAUCCAUCUUGCACUGAUUCAGCUACUUCAGAAUUUUGAAAUCAAAAUUUCUCCCAAAACGGAACCAGUUCAUGCCAAAACUCAUGGACUUUUGACUCCUGGAAACUCCAUCAAUGUCAGAUUUUCUGACAGGAAGUGAAACUCAAACAUUUUGGAAAUACUUCUACAAUUUUCAUGGAAACAGGUUUGGAUUUUGUGGAAGUUUAAAACAUGCUUUUUCUCCAGUUUGUAGGUAUUUGACAGUAUCAUGAAGUAUUAUGUUCUGCCUUAGUUCUAGCAGUACAUAAGAGCAAUUACCUCUCCUGUAAAAGUUAAUUACACAUAUGAAAAUAAAUACCAAAAACAUUCCUUCUUGCACUGGGAAUCUCCUUUUAUCUGGGAGAAUUCCUUGUAAUAACAGCACAUGCAUUGAAAAAAGCCAACCAGAAGUAAAUUCAGACAUGUCAGUAUCAUUCAGUGGUUUUGUCACGCUGCUACUCAAUGAGUGCAUUUGAGAGCAAGGGGAUUAUUAUGUAAUAUGUGGAAAUUAGCUGCAUGUAUAAGUUUAUAUUUUCCUGUUUCUUGUCCUCCAGUGUUUUUUAAAAGUUUCCACGUAACAAUUAAAUUUUGAGAUCAUUUUUUAAUAUGUAAAAACAUUUACUCUGCAUGUAUUAAAAAAAAAUUCCAGUAAUAUGAAAAGUAAGGAUAGAAAAAAUACAACUUAUGUCAAGUUGUUUAGACUUGAAAUACAGAACAUAUACAAAUUUAUCUAAACGUAACCCCCAUAAAAUGUUUUUAUAUAGUUUUAAAAAAAUAGGAGUCUUAAAAAUGAAAGUUUAAAUGUCACAUUGGAGAGUUGGAAGCCAGGCAUUGUUCUCAUCACCAAAGCACAAGCCACUUUCAUUGUUCUAGCUAAUAUGCCAAACCCAAAUGUAAAUAUUAAAAGAGAGUAGUUGUUACAUUUUUAUCAUUUAAUUAAAAUACUACUUUUGACUUUAUUCUAUUCUUCAACAGUAAGAACUAGAAACAGUAAAUUUUACUGUUCUUCAACAGUAAGAACUGGAAUCUUCCCAUUUUAACUUGCUGAACCCAUGUGCAAAUACAGAAUUCUGUCGGAUGGAAAUGUGACUACUGAAGUAUUCAGAGAAGUUUGUUUACUGUCUGGUGCUUAAGAGAGUGGACACCUGGAAGUUUGGGUUUGGUCUUUUGGGGGUCGUUUUGUUUGUUUGGUUUUUUUUAUUAUGAUUAUUUUUCCUAUGAGAGCCAACAGAAAACUCUCCCUUGCACGAUACUUUGGAUAACUUUAGUAUCACUGCACUAACCUUACAUUCCCAUUUUUGAGAGAAACCUUGUACCCUCUGUCCACAUUAUGCCUUGGACAAUGUUCAAACCUGCAUAUCCUACUAUGAUACAAAUGUAAUUAUAUAUAGUUAACUGUUUACAUGUCAGGCUCUGACUGUUUUUUGGGAGGUAGUUUACAUACAAUUAUAAAUAUUUCAGCUAAAUAAACUUAGCAAAAGUUUUGUAACUUGUUUUUUAAAAUGACAAAAUUUUUCUUUGGUUGUCUAGCCUUUGGAAGUCAAAGACAGGUUAGAAAUUUCAAAACUCUGUAGUUUUAAUGGUGUACAUGAAAUUUCACAUUGCCACCUAGCUACUACAGUUGCACUGUUAAAGUAUUUUGAUUUCUUUUUGUGGUGCCUUUUCAAGGUUUAGACAAAAGAGAACCAAAAUCUCCUUUGUAUAGAUCUCCUAUACAAAAUAAUAACACUAAACAAAAUUGAUCUGAUCUACUAGAGGAUUAAAUGCCUACAUAAGGACUUUAAAAUAUUAUUCUUGUGUUGAGCAUAUAUGUGUACUGUAAGAAAACCAGGUAUUCUGUUGGGAGUAUUUUCCUUGAACAAGCCUGCCUUCUGAUUUUUUCAAGGCUCCCAAUUAUUCCAUCUUUCUUUUUUUUCCCCUUUCCCAUUGUUAUUUUCAAUUGUCUCCAUCUUAAAUCAAAUGAAAAAAUUUGUAUUUGCCAGAGCCAGCUGACAUCCCAAAGGAGCUGUUUUGCAAAAUCUGUUUAAAAGUCUAUGGACUGAGUAUUUGACUCCAUAACUCUGCCUGGUUUUGUUGACUUGGAGACAAGGAGCUCCUGCCUUGAAUCCAAAUUUGGAUGCCAUAUGGUGCCUUCCUUUUGCUUUGUCAUAGCAUCUUUAUAAACACCAGCCACUGCUAUGUUGCAGUACUUUUGCUGCUUGGUAUGAGUGCCUAAGGAAAAUGUCAGUGCAGAAGAUGGAAGAGACAUUCUAAAAUGCUUUUUGUAGCAUUGAAUAUUUUAAUAAAAACAGCCAGUAUUUUGUUCUAAUAGAGCGCCUAUCCAUGU